AUGGGCCAUAUUCUCAAUGGAAUGUCUGUCUCCUUGUUCGAUAUAUAUCAAAGUAGCAUCUCUGCAAAGGAACUAUGGGAGACAUUAGAGUCAAGAUACAUGCAAGAAGACGCUACAAGUAAGAAGUUUCUUGUUUCUCAAUUUAAUAAUUAUAAAAUGGUUGAUAAUAAAUCAGUAAUGGAACAAAUGCAUGAGAUUGAAAGUAUUCUUAAUAACUACAAACAACAUCAGAUGCACAUGGAUGAAACUAUUAUUAUAUGUUGCAUAAUAGACAAACUUUCACCUUCGUGGAAAGAUUUCAAAAAAUCCAUGAAACAUAAAAAAGAUGACAUAUCUUUUGAGCAAUUGGGUAAUCAACUUCGUUUAGCAGAAGAGUACCGUAAACAAGAGGAUCUAAAAACCAAUUUUCUCAUGAAAAGAUCCAUGUUCUUGAAAAGGGAGAACAAAGAGAAGAAUUCAGGUGCAACAAAAGAUAAUCUUGUUGCUGUCAUUUCUGAACUCAACAUGAUUGAAGAUGUUGAAUCUUGGUUGAUAGACUCUGGUGCUACCCGCCAUGUGUGCAAAAAUAAAGAACUAUUUAAGACCAUUGAUGAAGAAGAUGGAAACAUUUUAUACAUGGGAAAUGCCUCUACUGUCCAAGUCAAAUGA
Cicer arietinum (chickpea) is the source of this 648-nucleotide messenger RNA. RefSeq lists its product as uncharacterized. NCBI's taxonomy places the organism in Eukaryota, Viridiplantae, Streptophyta, Magnoliopsida, Fabales, Fabaceae. The record is from RefSeq and is a predicted model, not a curated record.